Molecule: messenger RNA, 3410 nt
Organism: Macrosteles quadrilineatus (aster leafhopper)
Lineage: Eukaryota; Metazoa; Arthropoda; Insecta; Hemiptera; Cicadellidae
Exons: 11
Coding region: 149-1705 (518 amino acids)
Cellular component (GO): plasma membrane
Source: RefSeq, a predicted model, not a curated record
GUCCAGACGGCGGACGAAGAGGAUCCCAGCCUGCUCUCCAUCUAUCUCUCUCUCCCCCUCUGUCAUUUCAGUUGUCUGUAGGAACCCCGUUUUUAUCUAAGAAAGGAAAUUCGCAGUUUUAACUCGAUAGUUGAACCAAACGUUCGAGAUGAAGGGACUGCUCCUGUUAGUGCUGAUAUCCUGGGACUACACCUCAGCUGCGACAACUCGGGGUGUCUCGAACGAAGACAUCAGAGAUGCGAUCCUCUCGCUGAUCCACAUGUUCCGCGACAGCACGGACAAGCUGGAGAGACACGAGUACCGGGAGAGAGUGUUGGGAGAUCACCUGAAGAAGGCGCUGUCUGCCCUGGACAAGCGACAAAGGUCACUGGAACACAACACGGAGGUCAUCGGAGCUGCGGUCACCAAGCUGGACGAGCGACUACGCGAUCUGGAGGGGAAACUGGACAAUCAGAACAACGAACGUGACAAGACAGUAUACACUGUGGACACAAUGCAGGGUUCCAUACAGGGAUGGAUGAGCAACAUGGAGAACAUGGUCCAUAACAUGUCGUCCAGGGAGUCAGGGGGAAGAGUAGACGCUAUGGAGGCAGCUCUUAGUGCUAGAGUGGACAACCUUGCAUCAGCAGUGGAGAGGUUGGAGGUUCACUUAUUGAGGCCGUCAUCGACAGCGGUUGGACCAGCAGACCUGGAAGGAUUGUUAAGAAACAUGGAGAAUCGACUAUCAAGACUUCAGGUGUCUCCUACUCAAGACUAUUCAACAAUACAGUCGGCUCUAGACGGACAGGGGAGAUCUCUAGCAGAGCUGAAGGAGAUGACGAACACAGCAACUCGUGCUCUGGAGGAACUAGCAACAAGAGCUGAAGUGGUUGGACUGAUGAACUCAACACGUGACGAGCUACAAGAGAUCAAGUACGAGUUAUCAGCUAGUUCUGACAAGGGCUUUAUGCGCCUCGAGCACAAGAUGGACGACACACACAAGUCUCUUACCUCGGGACAAGAAGAUCUCCACAAGACAAUGACCGACGCGAGCGUCAUGGCGGAGGCUUUCUACGGUGAUGUCCAGAAGAGCUACGAACAAUUGCUCAAGGAGGUGAAAGGUUUAGCCAAGGUGGAGCAAGUGAUGAUCCAGACUGCAGACAACGUCCUUGACACCAAGCGAAGAAUCGAGUACGGUGUUCAUCAGAUUCUCCUGGAAAUCGGUGAUCUUGUGAAGCUCCAGAUGAAGGACCUCAACGCCACAGUACACAAACGCUUUGACAACAUCUCGUUGACCAUACUGGACAAUCAGAACGGAGGUCUCACCAACCUCAGCUCCAAGAUAGAGUACGAGAUCAGUCAAGUUUGGAGGCAGAUCGGCAUCAUGUAUCAGCAGUUGACAGCUUCAGCAGGAGCAUUGGACAGGCUUCAGCAGCAGACUGAUGCUUAUGUCAAUGGCAGUCUGCAGACCAUGGAUAGUAUGGAGGGAAAGGUUGGGCAGAUCACAGGCCGUAUGAGUGAAGUGGACGACAACCUGAACUACUUGUUGGGUCGUUUGUCUCUGGUUACACAAGAGUUCAACCAGAUAAAGAGCGGACUUGGUCAAGCACUGGACUCGAUUAAAAGUAGCUUCAAAAGUGUUCAGGAACAGAUCAAAGACGUAGGACCAGGACCUAAUCCAAUACCUUCGGAGGAAACGAUCAGUGACGUAGACAACCAAGUAUAACGACAAAACAGCUCAAGAUCAACGAAUCUGUAUCCAAAUAAACAUUGACUACAAUGGCGUGAAUUGAGAAUAGUUCAAGAAAGCCUUCGGAUUGAUUGAAUUAUUUUUGAAUCGGGAAAAUUCUUAGAAGAUGUUGGGUUUUUUUAAGCAAAGCUCCACUUACAAUAUGUGUUCUGUUUAGUGAGCUUACAGGAUUUUAAGCGAUUUAAAGGGGGUAGGUAAGUUUUAAAACCGAACUGCCUUGUUGCUUCCAGCUGUUUAGAUAUUGAUGGUUGUAUAGUGGUUGCAUUCUUUUGACCAAAAUCUUAUGUUUCGUCUUUUGGAUGGAUGUUUUAAAUUUGAUUCUUUCCACACCUAACAAUAUUGAAUCAUAUGGAUUUAACUGGAGGUUUUGUACAAUGAUAUAAAUUAAUUGAUUUGAAAUAUAUAUAUACUUAACUGUUAUGAGGUAAUCCAAUUAAGGAGACUGUGAAACGAUUCAAAUACAUCCUAGUGUACCAAAACUGACAGUUUACUGUUUGAUUGUACAUUUUAGAUGACAACCAUAUAAAAUCAAACAACGCUCAUAAACUAUUUAAAAUGUGGUUAGAUAAUAUAGCGUUAAGAAAUAGUACUAUGAUCGUUUUACAACAUUGUAUAAAAAACAACAUUUUUAAAAGUGCUAUUUUAAGAAUAAAUGUGUGAUUAUAUUAGAGAUAUUAAAGGUAUUAAAAUUACUUCGGAAAAGAAUAAUAUAAUAAAAAUAUAUGAUGACAAAUGUUCAUUUUGUAAAAUAAAACUUGUAUCAAUUAUUAUUUGUGUAGCCUAUAAUGACAGGAAUACAUAUCUAGUACAUUAAUUUAGAACUAAACCCCAAUAAUAAUCUACACUAACUAAUAUCUAAUAUGAAUGAGACUUAUUUUAUGUUACAUUUGUAAAUAUUUACAAUGUAUUAGCUUUACGUUAUAGCUUUAGACUAGUAGUUGUUAGAAAUAUUUUUACGUGUUUUGAUUUGUUUAUGAAGUUAAAAACUGAUUUCUAUGAUUUUAAAAUAAUGAGAGGCCACGUACCAUUAAGCGAUCCAGCCGUAUUAUGAAUAUAUUUUUUUACUGUAAUUAUUUUUUUUAUAAUUCACAAAAUUGUAAUAGGGUUUCCAUAUAAUAAUAUCGCAAGGAAAUAUAUAGGGUUUUGAAAAAAGGUCAAGCCGAAACAAUUUUUUAGGGAGGAAAUAUACAAUACAAAUUGAUAACAUGAUAAUGAGGGUUUGUGUAUUGAAAUUAAAAUAGUAUUUGACACCAAGCGAGCAUUAUUGCUGUUUUGUUAUGUUUGUUAUGGUUCAACCAUGACUAAUACUACUUAAAAUGUAAUGAUUGCAUACAUCGUAUUCCAAUUUGAGUUGUCUGGACUAUCUGUUUUCUAACUUUUAAAAAUAUUCAUAAAUUGUUGGUACAAAAUCUUUUGUUUCUAUUACUGCAUCAUACAAUGCUGAUUUCAUCCUAUUUUACUUAGGCGAAUUAUACUUCUACUAUCCUAAAUCGACUUGAUUUAAACACAAUCGUUACCUAGUAUUACUAUGAAAUGGAAAAGGUAAUGCCUUAAAAAUUAUUGUUUUCGAGUCAAAAACGAAAGCCGAGGAAAUCAAAAUGAAAUUAGACUAGGGAUAUAUUUACGCUAGCUCAGUUUUUAGAAUGUAUUUUUUGGUAAUAAAUAUUUUAUACAAUGAAAA